GUUACAAACGUCCUAUUUUAUCUUUCCUCUUGUCAUCAACCUCAUACAUUUUCCUCGAUCACAGCAACACACCACGCUCUCUUUACACCAUAUAUACAGUCGUUCUGAACAACAAAGCACACAAACACAAAAUCCACAAUCUCUCUCCCUCUCUUUCACUUAUAAAAUUGCAACUUUCGUUUGAUCUGUGUAAAAAAUUUCUCUUCGCUAAUCAGUUCAAGACUACACUAGUUCAAUUUGCAUCUAAUUAACUGUAUACUGAUCACCUGUAAUAAGUUAACCAUAAUAAUGGGCCAUUAGAAAUACUCUUUCUUCCUGACGGACUUUUUGAUAAAGAGGGUUUGGGGUGGUUCUUUGACAUUCACAAGAAUACUAGUUAUAUCGGUGAAGAUUGGGGUUUUCUUUCCUGUUGGGGCAUAAAUCAUGUCGGGGGCCGGAGUUCAGUUCAAUAAGAGUAGAAACGGAGGCGAUCGGUAUUACAGUGCCGGGAGGGCUCGCCGGAGUCGAGAUUUUGUGCGGAGGGCUAAGAGUGAAGUAGCCUCGCUGCGGAGCCGGAGUGAUGAGCUACCACCGGAGAAAUCUGAGUCGGCAGCUAAAGAUUCGCCGGAAGAGUCAAGAAUCUCGCCUUGGUGUAAUCUCAAAAGGUUUUUGGAAUCGGUCACGCCUUCGGUGCCUGCGCAGUACUUAUCUAAGAUGACAGUGAGGAACAGGAAAAUGUGCAAUGCCGAUGUUCAGCCAUAUUUUGUGCUCAGUGAUUUAUGGAUGUCAUUCAAGGAAUGGAGUGCUUAUGGUGUUGGGGUGCCUUUAAUAUUGAAUGACAGUGAUACUGUUGUCCAGUAUUAUGUGCCCUAUUUGUCAGGCAUUCAAUUGUAUGCUGACCUAUCUAAGAGUACAGAGAACUUAAGGCCGCUUGGUGAAGAAAGCGAUAGUGAGUCCUUCAGGGAUUCAUGUAGUGAUGGAAGCAGUGAUAGCGAACAAGAUAGAGUAAAUGAAUUGUUGUCGAGAGAGCAACAUACGGCAUUUCAAGAAGGUUUUUCUAGUGAUGAGGGUGAAUCUGGAAGUUCACAAAAUCACUUGCUGUUUGAGUAUUUUGCACGGGACCAACCAUAUUGCAGGGAACCUUUGGCAGAUAAGUUGUUUGAUCUUGGUGAUGACUUCCCAGAACUCAAAACCCUCAGAAGUUGUGAUCUGCUUCCAUCGAGUUGGAUAUCUGUAGCCUGGUAUCCUAUCUACAGAAUACCUACAGGACCAACUCUUAAAGAUUUGGAUGCAUGCUUUCUCACCUUUCAUUCCCUUCAUACUCCCUUCACCGGGCAUGAAAUCCCACAUCCUCCCAAAGUUGCGUAUCCAUUUGAGAGUAAUGGUGUGGCCCAAAUUUCACUUCCAGCAUUCGGCCUUGCGUCAUAUAAAUAUAAACUAUCUCUAUGGACUCCAAAUGUGGAGAAUCAACAAUUAGCAAACUCCCUCUUGCAAUCGGCUGAUGAUUGGCUAAAUAUGCUUCGUGUCAAUCACCCGGAUUUCUCGUUCUUCUGCCGUAGGUGAAAAAUAUCUUACGUAGUUUGUGAGUGAGGCUGACUGGACUGGAAUUGGUUUGUUGCCAUAUUUUUAUUAUUGGUGUUGUGUGAAUUAGAAGGGAAAACAAAGCUUGUUAAAAAAAAAUGAGAGAGGACGAAUAGCAGAAUGCUUUUGAGGGCGACUCCCGGUGUGGGAUCAAUUGAGAAUGAAAUUUUGUUUAAGCUGGACAGUGGGCUAAACAUCCUUGCUAUAAACUAUCUUUGCUCUUGUUCCUCGCAUUUGUCUUGUGGUUCAAUAGACCCGGCAAUUUUUAAGCUUGCAUUUCCUUUUGGAUAUUGUUAUUAGUGUCCCAUUUGUUAGAGCAUCUUGAAUAAAUGGUCAUUAUUUCUUCAUGAAAUUACACGCCCUUUACCUCAGUUUUGCUAUGAAGCC
Molecule: messenger RNA, 1947 nt
Organism: Striga asiatica
Lineage: Eukaryota; Viridiplantae; Streptophyta; Magnoliopsida; Lamiales; Orobanchaceae
Source: the annotation of a GenBank genome assembly